UGGGUAGCUUAUGGGCCUAGAGCGGUACCGGACCAAAUUACAUCCCUGCUGCGAUUGUGCUAAAACAAAAGCCGCUAUCUACUGCCUUUACCUUUUUCAAGGGACCAUGUCCCUGAUGUCUCUGAGGUUGCUGGUCUUCCUAGGGCCCAAAGCUUGAUCCUGGGCCUUACACUCAAAGCUCCCCACACAUAUAUCCCUGGUUCUAGGUGGAAACUACAGAGGAAGAGCCAUGUUCAGAGUUCUUCAUCUGUGUAAGUGAUUUAAUGAUAUAUUUCUGCUUUCAGAUUUUCAUACAUUUGAGGGGAGGAACACCAUUGUGCAGAGCAUCUCACAGAUGAUACAAAACGUUUCAGAUAAAUCCUACUGUGGUUCUCGCUGGAAGAAAUUUGAUGGAAGCUGCUAUUACUUUGAAGUAAAUCAAAUGACCUGGAUAGAGGCUCGUCUCUCUUGUGACAGGAGGGAUAGUGACCUGGUCAUUAUCAACAGCGACAUGGAGCAGGAAUUUAUUCACAGUAAAACUGGUGACGAUCUUUACUGGAUUGGUCUCGAGAAGAUUACAGACGUCUGGACAUGGGUUGACGGAACAAUCCUCAAAGCAUCAUCUGGAUUUUGGGGAAAAGGGGAACCAAAUAAUGGAGGAGGGAAUGAAAAAUGCACUCAGCUAACCCCCGAGGGAAAGAUGAAUGACGCACCAUGUGACAAUGCGAAAUACAAGUGUCGCGCCAUCUGUGAGAAAAAAUGAAUCUCAUGAAUAGAAAAAAGAAUGAACAUUUGGCCCAAACUUAAUACCUUUGAUUCCACUUUAUUCCCUGGCCCCAUGUUUAAGGACAUAGCAUAACUUCAUGGAUUGUGCAAUGACUGUGUGUUGCAGUUAUGGUCACAUCAAUGCACAUUUUUGUUUACUAUUAAGUGUACAAUGUCCAGACAAAAUAACUAUAUUAACCUGCUACUAGCAAGUUUGCAAGGGUAGAGAAAGCAUAGAGCCUUGCUAUAUAAAUAAACAUUGAAGUAAUAUUAUUAGUUGGCAUUAUGGUAUCAGUUUAAGACUAUAAAUGCUUGUUUAUCUCACUGCAAAGAGCAGCUGUCUGCACUGCAAAGUUCUAGCUCUUGGUGUUUUCAAGUGCUUAGCAUUUGGGUGUGAUGUCCUUUCAAAUAAUAAUGCAUUAGUGCUGAACUGAGCCUGAAAUUAGAUGGGGAUUGGAUGGGUGGGCAUCAAACACAGUUCACCAGAAAACAAAGUGUUAGAAGAUAGAUGACUAGAUGAUCCAGGACUUCAAACUUGUCAUAAGGGGUCACCAUC
This is a messenger RNA of Xenopus laevis (African clawed frog), 1300 nucleotides long. RefSeq names its product hepatic lectin. The transcript has 4 exons. The record is from RefSeq and is a predicted model, not a curated record. The coding region runs from base 335 to 742 and encodes 135 amino acids. Lineage: Eukaryota; Metazoa; Chordata; Amphibia; Anura; Pipidae.